AUGUGUCUCGAUGACGACUGCGAGCAUGAUGAUGAUAAUGAGAAUGCGAAAAGUAGAUUUUUUGGUUCUUCCUUGGGAUAUAAUGUUUCAUCCGAUUAUCCGUCACGGUCUUUUACCUUUAAUUAUCCUUCUUUUCUUAAGAGUUUAUACUUAAAAGAAAUGAUGACCAGUAUUCAACAAUGGAUUCAACAACAAUUCCUUGCUUCUACUGCACAUACACACAUUCAUUCCGGACCAUCACUAUCCGAGACGGAAGAUACGGGGAUGUCAACCAGCCAAGAGGAUUCAAUGGCUAAUCUUACCACCACCGAUACUUUAGAGCUCUCGAGUAACAUCGAUAUGCAAAAAUUGCGUGAUUCCGUCACAAUUAUGGAAAUGAUUUUUUCACUACUGAAAAGACAUUCGAAAUCACUUAAUUUACUAUCUAUUAAUGAUAAUGUAUGUUUCUCGUUGCUUCCAAUAUUGACGAAACGAAUAAAUUAUGAUUUGUUGGCACGACUGACAAUUUUAAAAAUUGAUGUUGCUUAUGCGGUGUUUGAGACAUUUGCCUGGCUAACACAAUGUAAAUUUGAAAAUUUGCAAGAGAUAUAUUUAAGCAUCGAGAGAAUUGACAACAUGGCAUACACAUCCGAACGAAACCAAUCACGAGAUCUCAAAAAAAUCACAGAAUUCUUAAAACUCCACAACAAUAUAACCACGUUCAGCUUGCACACAGGUCCUGGCUAUUUCUCGGGAGUUGAUCGAAUAAACGUAAUAAUUUCUCAAAAUGCAAAAACCUUAAAAAAUGUCCGAUUUCGCGGAUGCAGAUUUUACAAAAGUUGUAUCUUUGAUGCUUUGGCUCAUUGUUCGAGACUUGUAAAGAUUUCUUUCAGGGAUUGUAGUAUGUUGGAUUCAAAACAAGUUGAGAAAUUUGUUAGUGCUCAAUUCGAGUAUUUGAGGGAAGUUUAUGUUUCUGGAGAGGAUACUUGUGAGGCGUUGUUUGAAUGGAGUGAGAGAAUUUGA
Messenger RNA from Ambispora leptoticha, 1002 nucleotides. NCBI's taxonomy places the organism in Eukaryota, Fungi, Glomeromycota, Glomeromycetes, Archaeosporales, Ambisporaceae. The record is from the annotation of a GenBank genome assembly.